Molecule: messenger RNA, 1051 nt
Organism: Malania oleifera
Lineage: Eukaryota; Viridiplantae; Streptophyta; Magnoliopsida; Santalales; Ximeniaceae
Product: two-component response regulator ORR9-like
Exons: 5
Coding region: 252-797 (181 amino acids)
Biological process (GO): cytokinin-activated signaling pathway; phosphorelay signal transduction system
Source: RefSeq, a predicted model, not a curated record
GGUGUGAUAUUUGGUCGGAUCUGAGCAUCUCCCUCCCUUUCCCUCUGGAUUUCCAUAUCUACACUCCCCCCCAUGUGCCCCCACCCCCUCUUUAAUUUCUCUCCGCCUCUCAUCAUAAUUCAUAUUCUUUUAUAUGUAUAUAUAUAUUCAACCCUUCCGUCUUCCACCUACCUCUCUCUCUGUUUCUUCUUCUUCUUCUUCUUCUUCUUCUUCUUCUCCUGCUUCUGGUGCAUCAUCGAGCUCUGCACACAAUGGAUGUGGCUGCAGAUAUCCAAUUCCAUGUUCUUGCUGUUGAUGACAGCCUCACUGACAGAAAGCUCAUUGAGAAGCUCCUCAAGACCUCUUCUUUUCAAGUCACUGCAGUGGAUUCAGGAAGCAAGGCUUUGGAAUUUCUGGGCUUGCAAGAAGAUGAGCGUGCAAAUUCAGACUCUCCCUCUGUUUCUCCACACCAUCAGGAAAUGGCAGUGAAUUUGAUCAUCACAGAUUACAGUAUGCCUGGUAUGACAGGCUAUGAGCUUCUCAGAAAGAUUAAGGAAUCUAACUCAAUGAAAGACAUACCAGUUGUGAUCAUGUCUUCAGAGAACAUCCCCUCAAGGAUUAACAGAUGCUUGGAAGAGGGUGCAGAAGAGUUCUUCUUGAAGCCAGUUCAACUAUCAGAUAUGGACAAACUUCGACCCUAUCUGUCAAAGGAAAGUGCUGAGGAUCACCAAUCCAGGAAGAACAAAAGGAAGUGCACAGAAGAAAAUCUUUCAAAUGACAGAACAAGAAUCAGAUACCGUGAUCUGCAAGUGGCCUGAUCUUUAAUUUUACAAGUGCAAAAUAGGAGUGACAUACUAAUUUAUUUAAUUCUUCCUCUUCUUUCAUUGUUAGAAUUUUCAUUCUUUUUUGGGUAUUUUUUUUCUUCAGCUUAAUUUUGGAGGCCUAUUAGAAUUGUAAAUACAGAGAGAAAGGGAGGGAGGACAGAGGGGGUGCUAAUCCUAAACCCUAAAUCUGUAAUGCAAGACUUUUGCAAGUGCCAAAAAAAAAAUUUCCAAAGGGAAUUCAUGUUCAA